ACUGAACACCUGCGGUCUUCCACAGACACACAAACCACUGCAAGCUUGAAAAUCCUGAAACAUAAAACGAAACCCUGCAGUCACACUUCUCAUUUUUCCCACCAACAUGACUGGUAAAGCAGUUUUUCUUGGGCUCUUGCUCAUCUUGGUGACAGCGGAUGCUGAGGAGACUUCUGGACUACUGAGAAAGCCAUCUUGUCCUGACAUGGAGCAGAUAAUGGCGUGCCCUUUGAACCUGGCUCCGGUGUGCGGCAGCGAUGGCCACACCUACGCCAACGAGUGUGUCCUGUGUGUCCAAAGACAAGAAACCAAAAUGGACAUUUUGAUUGCCAAGGAGGAGAACUGUUGAGUUUUCCAUUGAUUUCAGUGGCACCGCCAUUGGGAAGGAUUCUUCCAAUCACAAUGAGAAAUAAAACAUUCAUCUGGAGAAA
Lampris incognitus (smalleye Pacific opah) is the source of this 431-nucleotide messenger RNA. It is a transcript of the gene spink4, whose product is annotated as serine peptidase inhibitor, Kazal type 4. The record is from RefSeq and is a predicted model, not a curated record. Gene Ontology annotation, molecular function: protein binding. NCBI's taxonomy places the organism in Eukaryota, Metazoa, Chordata, Actinopteri, Lampriformes, Lampridae. The coding region runs from base 107 to 349 and encodes 80 amino acids. The transcript has 4 exons.